This is a messenger RNA of Nezara viridula (southern green stink bug), 237 nucleotides long. Lineage: Eukaryota; Metazoa; Arthropoda; Insecta; Hemiptera; Pentatomidae. The record is from the annotation of a GenBank genome assembly.
AUGCAAUUCCACAUGGUCAUACUAUUUCUGGUCUUCAUCACUUGCAGCUCAUCCUAUUUUCUUGGCCAUCACAAUGGAAUAUUAUUAGACAUAUUUACGAAAUCCAAAACGAGUUCUGUACAAACACGAUGCAAUGAAGUUUUGUGCUGUCCUGAAGGUUUUAUUUGUGGUUUUGGAACCACUUACUGUUAUAAUGAGUAUGGAAUAUUGCAACAGUUAAUGAUAAGCUGUCAUUGA